CGACUUUAUCCGUCUGGCUUUACUCUGUUGUGGAAGCCAUUUUGGGAUUCUCCUAGUAUUAAUUGUGAGCCAAGCUCGUAACUUCUGUCUAUUCCCACGAAGCUCGCGGGUUUCGUAUCUGGUGUUUGGACACACGGUUGUUUCUGUUUUUAUUUGUAUAUGUCCGUCGAGAUGCGGCGCACGUUUUGCGCAUCCUUGAACUGGAUUGUCUUUUCUGAACUGGGCUACCUUCAAAACAACAAGAGACCGUAGAAACUGAUGGCCAAACUGCGUGCUCAGCGAAUUACCAUGGAUUUUUCCCAUCUGCACACGUAUACUCCUCCUCAGUGUACUCCGGAUAACACGGGAUAUACCUAUUCACUCAGCUCAAGUUACUCGACCGCAGCCCUUGAGUUUGAGAAGGAGCAUCAAAUCAAUCCCGUGUACGACUCGCCCAGAAUGUCUCGCCGUAGUUUGAGGCUACAGACCAGCAGUGGUUUUUAUGGUGACAACAGCCUCACUGAGUGCACAGGCAUUCACAGUGUCGGCUCCUACAAGCAGACCAGCACCAGCACCGCCACCAGCAGCAGCAGCGUCAGCAGGUCUGUGCGGAGCAGGAGGCAGCAGCAGGGCUCAUCCGUGUACGAAUCUGAGAGCGUGUCUCAGAGCGUGACUCAGACUCCUCAGAAAGACCAGACCCUGUCAGACCUGAGUUUCACCAGUACAGCCAGUGAUGCAUCUCUGAUCUCCAGCCUGCUGGAUCAGUCCACUCUCAGAGAGAGCUCCAGGACACACACAUAUUCUGCACAGAGAAGAAGAACUGCUCACAGCUCUCUGUUGGAGAAUGGAGACACCAGUAAAACAGAGGUGCACACUAAUCUGGCUAACGGCUAUAUUUGUAAGGACUGCUCGUUCCACGCAGACGGGAAGGAGGAUGAAAUGGCAUGUUCCUUACCGUACUCGACAUCUGUAUCUUCAGCGUAUCAGACAGCUGCAGACGCCACUAUGACCACUUCUCUGAACAGUGUUGGCAAGACAGCUCAUGACAGCUACUGUGGCAGUGUGAACGUGCGAGAUCUGGUGACCACAGACAGCCAUCUCAAUCUCAGCGGCUCACUCUGUGAUGACUGUAAAGGAAAACAGCACAUGGAAAUGCACACGGAGCACAAUUCCUACACCCACCAUGUAUACGCAGCCUUGUGGGCCCUUGUUUCUUACACAGGUUAUGGGCUUCUGCGGGUUUGCCGAGGUUUCGGCUCGGCCGGUGUGUUUGUGGCCCGGAAGCUGAAGUCCGUUCUGUGGUUGGCAGUGUGUUCUCCAGGGAAAGCAGCAACUGGCGCCUUCUGGUGGCUGGGAACAGGAUGGUAUCAGCUGGUCACGCUCAUGUCUCUGAUCAAUGUCUUUCUUCUCACCAGGUGUCUGCCCAAACUACUGAAGCUCCUUCUGUUUCUGCUACCCUUACUGCUGCUGUUCGGAUUAUGGUACCUCGGUCCGCCCAUCGCUCUGUCCUUCCUUCCAGCUGUAAACCUCACAGAGUGGAAAACAGCAGUCACUUCUUUCCCAUCACUUCCUCCACUCCCUUCUCUCCCAUCUCUUCCCUCUUUCCCCGCAUUACCUUCUUUCACUAAAGAACCACUGGCUGACGAACAACACAUCUCACCCCCGGUGAUCUCACAGGCUGCGUCAGAGUCCAUUAACAGCGAGCGUUUGGCUCAGCUGGAGCAGCGUGUGGCGGCGCUGUGGGAAAGCAUCCUGCAGGGGGAGCUGAAGGCUAAACAGCAGCAUGAGGAGGCCGUUGGUUUGGUUCAGGCCCUUGAGGAUCAGAUAAACACACAGACAGACCGAGAGAGUCUCAGCCUGUGGGUUUCUCAGCUCUUGGAGCCCAAGUUCACUGCGCUCAAGGGACAGAUGGAGAGAGUAGCGGUUAACAGGGCGGAGACUGAGGAACAGCAUGUGCAGCAUCAGACGAGUCUUGAAGCUCGACUAGCCGAGCUGAAGCUCCUGCUGAAGAACCUGAACUCUAGAACUGAGGAAAUCCAUCUAACACAGCAGACUCCAGUACAGGCUCCUGUCAGUGUUGGAGUCACUCAGGAGAAGCAUGAUGCUUUGCUCACUGAGGUUCAGAGGCUGGAAGCAGAGCUGGACCGCAUCAGAGGAGACCUGCAAGGAGUGAUGGGAUGUAAAGGGAAGUGUGACCGACUCGAUACCAUACAUGAAACCGUGUCAGCGCAGGUGAAGGAACAGUUGUAUGCUCUGUUGUACGGUCGUGACGGAGGUGAAGCAGAAAUUCCCGAGCCGCUACUGCCGUGGCUGGCAUCUCAGUACACACGCUCCUCUGACCUCACCGCGACCCUCAUGACCCUGGAGCGCAGCAUUCUGGGAAAUCUGUCCCUGCAGCUGCAGGAGAGCAAACAGCAUCAGUUCUCGGCUGAAACGGUUACUCAGACCGUCGCCCACACCGCCGGGGCUGCUGGGAUGUCAGAGGAGCAAGUCCAGCUGAUCGUCCAGCAUGCGCUGAAGCUGUACUCUGAGGAUCGCACCGGACAGGUGGACUACGCUCUGGAGUCUGGAGGUGGCAGUAUCCUCAGCACACGCUGUUCUGAGACGUACGAGACUAAAACAGCACUGAUGAGCCUGUUUGGAAUCCCGCUGUGGUACUUCUCACAGUCGCCACGAGUCGUCAUCCAGCCGGACAUGUACCCAGGGAACUGCUGGGCGUUUAAAGGCUCCCAAGGUUAUCUGGUGAUCAGGCUCUCUUUAAGCGUGAUCCCUACCUCCUUCUGCCUGGAGCAUAUUCCCAAAAGCCUCUCUCCUUCUGGAAACAUCAGCAGCGCACCACGCCGAUUCUCUGUCUAUGGAUUGAAUGAUGAAUACCAGGAGGAAGGGAAACUGCUGGGUGACUACACCUAUGAAGAAGAUGGAUCAUCACUCCAGAUCUUUCCAGUUAUGGAGAAGAGCGACCAGGCCUUUCAGAUCAUUGAGAUGCGAGUGCUGUCGAACUGGGGUCAUCCCGAAUACACCUGCCUGUAUCGCUUCAGAGUUCACGGCAAACCUCACACUCCGUAAUCAGGCCCGCUGUACAUUACUAUAUAACCCUUUAUGUACAUACAGGAAACACUCGGUCUUUGACUCAGCACGGAUGAGACUGGGCUUGCUAGACACAUUUUUAAGACUCUAAUACGAAACAGAGUUACAAGGAGCACAGCGGGAAGGAUUCCCACUCAUUUCCUUCGCGAGUCCCUGUUCUUGCACUGAUUCAUGCCCUUGCGGCUGGGCCCUGUGUUACGCUUCUGCCCCAUACGCUCUCACCCGUAGAGGUAUCUGUGCCUUCAGACAGAACACGCUUCUCUCAUUCUGUGUACAUUGUUUUUCCUUUGUUUUCUGAAUGUACAGAGAGGAGUGAAGUCCAGCGGUCACUGCCGCUUUGAGGUGGCCGUCUGCUAUAAGAGGGAAUAUUUGUGAGUUUAUAAAACCUUUACAACCACUAAACCAGUUAAGCUCACCAAACCCAAUGAGGAUAUGUCUGGGUCAUGUUUUACCUCAAACCAUUUACUGAAUGAAUCCUACUUUAGGGCUACUAAGACUUUUUUUGCAUUGUGACAUUAUUAUUUUCUUCAAAAAUAAGCAUUUUUCCUUAAAAAAAAGAGGCUAAUUAAGAUGAGCUUUCUCUUUACUGUAAUGCAAAACAUAUGUAUUAUUUAAACCGUUUUAACUUUUUUAACAUUGUGAUUGCAUUUGUUCUACUACUUCUUAAAUUUGACUCAUUUGAGUGUUUUUUUGUUUUAUUUUAAUACAUUUAAAAUAUAUAUUGUAAUACAGAAACUUUGCAAUAUUAUUGAGAGUGGAAGUACAUUAAUAGUUUUAAAAAUAUCUAUAUUACUAUAAUAUAUAUUAUUAUUUAUAUAUUUUUUAAAGGGUGGAAUAUGACCCAGGCAAGUUUUCACCCAACAGACACUUCAUUUCAUGCUUUUUUUACAUUAAGAAAUAAACUCAUAACAGCCAUAAAUUGCAGGAGACACUGGUUUGACCUCAGAUGGUUUCUCCAGAGAAAGGAAUGGAUGUUUAUGGACUGUAUGUGAGCAUGUGGACUAAUAUGUGAAAACUGGACAUAAAACACUCACUUGUUUGUUUCUCUCGUCAGGAGUCAUAUCACAGUCAUGAUUCGCUGCAGGAAUGUAACUUAUUGUAAUUAGACCUUUUUAAUCGACUUAUAUCAGUGUUUAUUUUACAUAAAGGGGUUUGCCCCGUCAUCAUCUUUUUCCUUUUUUUUGUGUUUUUAAGCAUUUUAGUUAAAGUAGACAAUGCCGUUAUGUCUUUAUAAAGUAAAUGUAAGUUGCACAAGUCCUGUGUGAUUCAUUGGAUAUGUUUGGAAAAGUCGGGUUCGUUUAUUGAACCGUGUCGUCAACGCUGUGUUGACCUAAAAGAGUCUGUUUGUAAAAUACUAUGGAUUUGUUCAUGACUAUUUAUUUUAUGGAAAUUUAGCUAAGAGAUGGCACUUUGUGCAGUGUGUUUUUGUAAAAAUGCUUUUCGAUGCAUAUUGGCCUGUUUAUAUUUAGUUCUUUUUUUGUUGUUGUUGUUGUUGUUAUAAAAUGGCUACAGUACUAUGAAUUGUGCCAGUAAAGAAUUUUAAUUUUGA
Messenger RNA from Sinocyclocheilus grahami, 4615 nucleotides. RefSeq names its product SUN domain-containing protein 1-like. The record is from RefSeq and is a predicted model, not a curated record. Gene Ontology annotation, cellular component: meiotic nuclear membrane microtubule tethering complex; nuclear envelope. Gene Ontology annotation, molecular function: protein-membrane adaptor activity. NCBI's taxonomy places the organism in Eukaryota, Metazoa, Chordata, Actinopteri, Cypriniformes, Cyprinidae. The transcript has 21 exons. Bases 259 to 3045 code for a protein of 928 amino acids.